AUGCCCAGAAGGGGAGUGCCAGCUCCUGGACCAAAAGCUGAGGACCGGCCAGAGAUCCCCAAGCUGGGGGGCAACUCAAAGAUGCUUGACCGCAUCAGGCCUGUUCUUCCCCCCCGGGAGCACAGAUUUGUUCCAGAAGAGGUUUUCCGAAGCCUGACCUGCGCCAGCAGGUCUCUCUACAGCCCAAAGCACACACAGUCCCUAAAAACCACCAAACCCCCCAUGGGCUUCAGGAUCCCCAAGCUGGGGGGCAACUCAAAGAUGCUUGACCGCAUCAGGCCUGUUCUUCCCCCCCGGGAGCACAGAUUUGUUCCAGAAGAGGUUUUCCGAAGCCUGACCUGCGCCAGCAGGUCUCUCUACAGCCCAAAGCACACACAGUCCCUAAAAACCACCAAACCCCCCAUGGGCUUCAGGGGCUGCCUGCAAACCCCAGAUCGGCUUUGGCAUUAUCCUAAUCGUCGGAGCAAGUUCAGACACCUGACAGACCACCCUGUCAGUUUGACAGGCGCUGGAAGGGAUGUCUCUUACCUGUGUGACGUUGUGUCUGGACAAGGAGCUAAGGAAGCAAUGCCUGACAGAAGCUCUUUUUCUGAAGGUCCUCAGGGUCGGAGAGGGAGCCGUGGUACAGUCCCACAUCCUCCUCGAGGCACCCUGGCAGAUAGUCUGAUUCCCAAGGAAUUUCACAUCGUGAAGAACAGGGGAGUUUUGCCCUUGAAGUACUUCGACGAUAAAUACACAACACUGCUUGAAGACCGUGAAAAGAAACUACGGCUGUUCCCAUCCAUGAAACCUUCUGGGAGGUUAGAGGUCAUCCAGCUGAUGAAAGUGAUGGACAGCAUGUUGGAAAAAGCUGGAGUAGACAAGCUCAUCAGAGUAACAGGGCCUUUACAGCUUCACAAGGUGCUGGAGCUGAUGAAGGCAGAGCAGAACAUCUACAACAUCGUUUUCCAUGAGCUGAUUCGGCAGGUCAGCGUGGACUGCAAGGAGAGAGGACAGCUGCUUUCAAAGCUCAGGCAGAGGUACGUGAGACUCCUGGAGCGGAUUCCUGAACAGAUGAAGUUCCUCUACAAAAACAUGAUGGCACAGCGGUUGGUGAACAAACAUAUUACAGAAGACCUACUCCAUUUUAAAGAAAAUGUUGGACAGCUGGCCAGAGAGCUGUAUGAGGUACAAGAACAUGACCGCGAGGUGACCAAAGAAGCAGAAAAAGCUCAAGAGGAGCUAGCUGCAGGCAUGCAGGAGGCUAAGGAGAGUGUAAACCUUUUGGAAGAGUAUCGGGAAUUAUAUGAGCUACAGAGAAAACGACUGGAAGAGCAAAUUCUGCUGGUAGCCCAAGAGAGAGACGUUUGGAGCUCAGCAGCAUAUGACCUGGCUCUGAAGAUAAUAGACAGAAACCAGCUCACAUUGGUUCUCAGGCUUCAUGACAGUGGAAGCACACUGACCAACGUUCUCAAGCAUUUUGUAAUCCUUCUGGCCUCAAAGGACACAGGAGACUUGGCUGAUCUGCAGGAAGAGACCGAGCAGUUCAGGGAGAGGCUGGGUCGUGUUGGAGCAGAAAUAGAGCGUUCCAAGGAGUCCAGCCUGGGGAAAUUGCAAACUGUCUGCAGCAGCCUCAACAAGUGGCUUCAAUACUUCCAUCGCAGUGACUUCUCCUCUCCAAUGAAUGAAAAACUACUGGAUGAAAUCCUACAAGAUAUCAAGAACAUGAUAAAUAUACUAAAAGAAGACCUGCAGCAGUACGGAGGGGAGGGUCACCUGGGAAAGAUGGAAAGUCUGAGGAGCGCUGCCAGCCUGCAGGAGCACUGGGUGGAGCUGGGACAAACAGUCCUGAAUCGACACCGGGAUUUUGCUGGAGCGUUGCCUCCACAGCACGCUGCCCUGGAAGAAAUAAACCAAAGGGCAGGUGAACUCUACCAGCAAUACAAUGCAAGGAUAGAUGGGAAUAACGUCACAGCUAAGUUUUUGACAGCCUUGGUGAAAAGUAUGGAAGAUUGGUUAUUCAAGGUGCAAAAGCCAAAGAGACAUUCUGGCACGCACGAAGCUGAGCUGCGGGCAUUUUAUCACAAUAUUCCUGUGUGGCUGGCCCAGGCGAAUGCAGUGAUGAGCUCUAUAGGCUCCAGCAAGUUGGAUGAAGCUGAGGGUGAUAAGGAACCACAUUUCCCGGUAGUACCUAAAGAACUUUUUAAGAUGAUUCAGCAGUGGGUUCUGUCCAUGAAUGAUGAGGUUGAGAAGAGCAUCACAGAUCUUAAUGAAAAAGUGACUGAACUGCACCAAAGCCUGACCCUGUGGGUGGUGAAUUUGCUGAGACACGUGACAACAGACCGCGUGUCCUGGGACCAUCCCUGGCAGCAAGAGUCAGACACCGAGAAGGAUGAGGAGCUCAGACUUCUGGAGGCCUGUAAGCUGCAGCACGGAGCUGAAGAGAUUGUUGCAGAGAUGGGCAGACUCUCUGGCUCCGUAAUCAGCUCCUGCCAUGAUAUUGUCAAUGCAAUCAUUCGAAAGAAACAUUCUGAAAUGGAUUUGGAAGCUGAUUUUGAGCUGGAGGAGCUGAAUAAGAUCGAGACUGAGUGCUGUAAUUGGAUUCAAGUGUGUAGUCUUCUCCUUUCAGAAAUCAGAGGCACUCCGGUCUCCCUUCUGGAUUUAGAAAAACUGAGAAACCUCUUUGGAUCAGAGGAAUCGCAAUUGAAGCUUCAGCUUAAGGACACUGUCAGUUCUUCGCCUCGGGAAGAGCUUGAAGCUGAAGAUGCCAACAGCAACGGGAAACCCAUAACAGAGGAAGAAACACUAGAAGUAAAGGAGGAAACUGCUCUUAUGCAGCAGCAGCCAGGUGCUGGUAUGGAUUAUCUGACCGAGGACAAUGAAGCUGCUGCAGACAUGAUCAGAUAUGUAGGACAUGACUCCAACGUCCACCUGAAGUCUUUGAAGUCAGACAUCGUUUCGGUUACAGGGAGGGAGAUGACUGCCACCAAGCCGUCGACUCCUUUUUCACAGAAAGAGUUUGAAGCCCUUGCAAUGCUGGAACACCUGCAAGUGCAGCUCAUAGAAACAGAGAUCCGUGCCCAGAAUGCAGAGGAGAGAUCUGAGGGUCUUGAAGAGAAGCUGGAAGAAGCUCUGCAGAGAAUCAAAGAGCUAGAGAGUGAGCUGGAGAAAGAAGGGAAAGUCACCCCAGAAGCCACACACGAAGAAGGGCAAGAAAAAUAUUUCCAAGAAAAUGUCCCAGAAGUAGAGGCCUGCUUGAGUCCCAAAACUUCUACCUCUGAUGAGUCCGAAGGAUCCGGAGAAAGCGAAUAUUAAAGAACAGUAAUGCCUGAGUAGUUUCUCAGAGCCCAUUCAACUCACCCCUGAUCCACUGCCUUACUUCUCAUUCACUACCCCAACAUCUCUGUGCUAUCUCAGCAUUUAUGCUGUUCUUCUAGCUGGCUCUGCCACUUCUACAUCUGUCUUCUUUGUCCUCUACUGCCUUCCACAGCUCUAAUAUCUUUACAGAUUGUCUUCCUUGUAAUACCAUAGCAACUUUGUCUUUCUCCUGCC
Molecule: messenger RNA, 3531 nt
Organism: Calidris pugnax (ruff)
Lineage: Eukaryota; Metazoa; Chordata; Aves; Charadriiformes; Scolopacidae
Gene: AXDND1
Product: axonemal dynein light chain domain containing 1
Exons: 26
Coding region: 1-3294 (1097 amino acids)
Source: RefSeq, a predicted model, not a curated record